CCAUCUCGUCCUUCUAAACGCCAGCACAUAAGAGAUCGUGAAGAUAAUAUUGAUGAAACGAAUGUGUCGUCUAUUAUUCAAUCAAUUUUCAGACGUAAUCGUCCUAUCCGUCAUUUUGACGACGACGACGAUGAUGAUCUAAUGGAAGCCUCUGCAAUGGAUGUGUUCAAUGAAGAAGCGCGUUCUUCUAAGAUUGGAAGAAAGGAAGAUGAAGAGCAAGAACGGCUUGACCAACAAAGGC
Racocetra persica is the source of this 241-nucleotide messenger RNA. The record is from the annotation of a GenBank genome assembly. NCBI's taxonomy places the organism in Eukaryota, Fungi, Glomeromycota, Glomeromycetes, Diversisporales, Gigasporaceae.